Molecule: messenger RNA, 8113 nt
Organism: Oenanthe melanoleuca
Lineage: Eukaryota; Metazoa; Chordata; Aves; Passeriformes; Muscicapidae
Gene: CTNNA3
Product: catenin alpha 3
Exons: 18
Coding region: 183-2873 (896 amino acids)
Biological process (GO): cell-cell adhesion; cell migration
Cellular component (GO): fascia adherens; adherens junction
Molecular function (GO): beta-catenin binding; cadherin binding; actin filament binding
Source: RefSeq, a predicted model, not a curated record
AUUUUGGGAGGAGUUCCAGUGGAGUGCUGCCCUCCCGUUCUGCUCCUUACCUACUGGGGCUGACAGGCAUCCAUCUGCAGCCUGGCUGUGGGUGCCCGUGGAGUCCAGCUGCAUCAAGUGGAGUUCUUCACACAGCUGUUUCCAGGAGCUCCUUUCCUUGCAGUCUUGAUUCAAAAGGUGAAAUGUCAACCAAGGUGCCAAACAUUAAACUGAAAAUUGAUCCUCGGAAUCUGCAGAUCCAGACAUUUACAGUGGAGAAAUUACUGGAACCACUGAUAAUUCAGGUUACAACAUUAGUCAACUGUCCACAGAAUCCUUCUAGUAAGAAAAAGGGCCGUUCCAAAAGAGCUCGUGUCUUGCUUGCUUCUGUGGAAGAAGCCACUUGGAAUCUGUUGGACAAGGGAGAAAAAAUUGCCAAGGAAGCAGUUGUGUUCACAGAGGAGCUUCAGGCAGCUCUCGCCGAUGUGCGCAAGGAGAGUCAGGCCCUGCAGGUGUCAGCAGAGGCGUUCACCAGCGAUCCCUGCUCCCUGCCCAGGAGGCAGGCUGUUGUGCCAGCCGCUCGCUCCCUGCUGGCCGCUGUCACCAGGCUCCUCAUCCUGGCUGAUAUGGAGGAUGUGGCCUUCCUGCUGCAGCACCUGACUGUGUUUCAAAGAUCAUUUGAAUCUUUAAGAAAUGUAUCCAGCAAAUCUGAUCUGCAGAAAACCUACCAAAAGUUUCAAAAAGAUCUGGAAAAUCUUGAUUACUUGGCAUACAAACGUCAGCAGGAUUUGAAAUCUAGCAAUCAGCGAGAUGAAAUUGCUGCAGCACGUGCAUCCCUGAAGGAAAAUUCUGCUUUCCUACACUCAAUAUGCUCAGCUUGUUUGGAACAUUCAGAUGUUGCAUCCCUUACAGCCAGCAAGGAUUCAAUUUGCAAUGAAAUACAGAAUGCUCUUAAUGUAAUUUCUAAUGCUUCCCAAGGAGUUGGAAAUAAAAUGGAGCAACCUGCAUCUCACACAGCUACUCUUGGAAGUGCACUUGAUGAGCUUGAGCAUUUAAUAGCCCUGGAUCCCCUGGCAGUGAAGGAGGAGCAGGUGCGGCCGUCGCUGGAGCAGCGGCUGGAGGCGAUCAUCAGCGGGGCGGCGCUGCUGGCCGACUCCUCGUGCACCCGCGACUCGCACCGCGAGCGCAUCAUCGCCGAGUGCAGCGCCAUCCGCCAGGCGCUGCAGGAGCUGCUGGCAGAGUACCUGCGCUCCACUGACAAGGCAGAGAGGAGCAAUGCCUUGAAUGUUGCCAUAGAUGCUAUGUGCAAGAAAACCAGAGACCUCCGCAGACAGCUCCGGAAAGCCAUUAUAGAUCACAUCUCAGACUCCUUCUUAGACACCACUGUUCCGCUGCUGGUUCUCAUUGAAGCUGCUAAAAAUGGAAGAGAGAAAGAAAUAAAGGAAUAUGCUGCUAUAUUUCGAGAACAUACCAGCAGGCUUGUGGAGGUUGCCAAUCUUGCUUGUUCGUUGUCAACAAAUGAAGAUGGAACGAAGAUUGUCCAAAUGGCAGCUAAUCACAUUGAGAAUUUGUGCCCACAGGUUAUUAAUGCUGCUUUAGCCCUUGCUGCCAGACCAAAAAGUCAAGUUGUGAAAAGCAACAUGGAGAUGUAUAGGAGUACGUGGGAGAAUCACAUCCGUGUUCUUACUGAGGCUGUGGAUGACAUAACAAGUAUUGAUGAUUUCCUUGCUGUGUCAGAGAGCCACAUCCUGGAGGACGUGAACCGCUGCAUCGUGGCGCUGCGGGAGCAGGACGCCGAGGGGCUGGAGCGCGCUGCGGGCGCGGUGCGCGGCCGCGCCGCCCGCCUGGCGCACACGGUGGCGGGGGACAUGGACAGCUACGAGCCGGGCGCCUACACCCAGCGGGUCCUGGGCCUCGUGCGGCACCUCUCCGGCGCGGUGAUUCCAGAGUUUAUUAAUCAAGUAAAUAUUGCAUUGGAGAGCUUAAGCAAGAGCACAGUGCAUGUGUUUGAUGACAACCAGUUUGUGGACAUUUCCAAGAAGGUGUAUGAUACCAUCCACAACAUCAGGUGCUCAGUCAUGAUGAUUCGGACGCCCGAGGAGCUGCAGGAGCUGUCUGACCUGGAGGACGAGGCGGACGCGCGCAGCCGGGCCAGCGCGCAGAGCGAGGGCAGGACUGACCGGGCCAAGAUGACUCAACUGCCAGAAGCUGAGAAGGAAAAGAUAGCUGAGCAAGUGGCUGACUUCAAAAAAGUCAAGAGUAAGCUUGAUGCAGAGAUUGAGAUCUGGGAUGAUACCAGCAAUGACAUAAUUGUUCUGGCCAAGAGGAUGUGUGUGAUUAUGAUGGAGAUGACUGACUUCACAAGGGGGAGAGGCCCACUGAAGCAAACAUGUGAUGUCAUCAAUGCUGCCAAGAUGAUCUCGGAGUCGGGAUCACGCAUGGACGUGCUGGCACGGCUCAUUGCUGAGCAGUGCCCAGACCAGUCAUGCAAACAGGAUUUACUGGCUUACCUAGAACAGAUCAAGCUGUACUCCCAUCAGCUCAAGAUCUGCAGCCAGGUGAAAGCAGAAAUCCAGAAUCUGGGUGGAGAGCUCAUCAUGUCUGCACUGGACAGCGUCACUUCACUCAUUCAGGCUGCCAAAAAUUUAAUGAAUUCUGUGGUGCAGACAGUGAAGAUGUCCUAUAUUGCAUCCACAAAGAUUAUCAAGAUUCAGAGUCCUACUGGCCCACGACAUCCAGUUGUGAUGUGGAGAAUGAAGGCUCCAGAGAAGAAGCCCCUGGUUAAAAGAGAGAAGCCAGAAGAAAUCUAUGCUGCUGUCAGAAAAGGUUCUGCAAAGAAGAGAAUCCAUCCUGUGCAAGUCAUGAGUGAAUUCAGAGGCAGAGAAGUAGUCUAAUAUUUUGUCACUGUGUCUUCCUAUCUUGAAUUUCCAAUGAUUUUUCCUCUUUUCCCCCACUUAUUUAAUAAUUCUAUAUGUUAACAUUUUGCUCUAAAUCUGUAAGAUAACACUUGCCUAAAUGACUGGAAAGUGCUGUUGGAUUAGAAGCAGGCAGUUGAACAGAAUGCUGCUCCUCCUGCAGUGCCAGGCUCUGGUGCCUGCACACUGGGAGGGAGCCCAGUGCCAUCCUGCACUGCCCAGGCCUUGGAGCCCCUCUGCAGUGGCUCUGCUCUGUGACACAGGGUUUCACACUGCUGCUGGCCAGCUCAGCCCUCAGCAGGGCAGGGGCUGCUCAGCUGAGCCAGGCUCUGGGCCCCAAACCUGCCUCCAGACUGAGCAUCCACACCUGUCCUUGGCCAAGACCAUGCCUGGGAAAUGAAAAGGUUUGGUGAAACACACAGUGUUGGAUCAACAUGGAUGCAAACAUGUAAUAAAAAAGUGCAAGCCAGCAGGGGUGACAGCUCUUCAGAAGGAAACACCAGCAGGAAUCUCUGUUCUGCUCCCUGCUCUCAUCCCUAAGUCCCAAUAACUCCUGCUGUUACAUUAACAAUAAAAACCUUUCCUAAUUGCUGCACCAAAGGAGAACCUUGAAAUAAAUCAUUAUCCUGAGAUCAAUGUGUGAAAUACAUUUAUCUUGACUCUUAGGAAUGGGAGACUUUUCCAAAGCAGCUGAAGGGAAUGAGGUUACUUCUGACAUGAGUCCUAAACACAGGAUUGUGCUGCUGAGUGCUGAAUGGCUGCACUCCAAGUGUGCAAUGAAGGCAAAUCCUGCUAGGCCAGACCUCUGCAAUGUACUUAAGAAAAAACAGGUUUUUUCUAAAUACUUUCAAAUCUGAAAUCCACUCAGACUAGUUUUUUUGAAGGCUCUAACUUGCCUUUUGCCAUGUCAUGAGUUUUUCCCAGGCUCCAUUUGUUACUCAAGAUGUCUUUGCUUGGCUGCUCAGUAGCUCCUUUGGCACAGCCUUCUGCACUUGCUGGGGUGAAAGGGCUCCCUGAAAAGCAGAGACUGCCAUUGUGGGAUGGCUCCACACUCUGGGCCACUGCUCCAGGUCAUGUAUUACCAUGUUGGCACAGCAGGGCUGACCUAGCCCCCAGUGGGCAGCCAGAAUAACCCUGGCUGUGCCUUUCCUCUGGGGGCUGCUCUGUAAGCUCAGGAUGCUGGGCCAGGACAAUUUCUAGGCUGUUGGCUAUGAAACCCUGUGAAACUGUAAGUGCUAUGAAUUAAAACUUUAAUUUAACUGUGAAUUAAAAAUUCUACAGACCAUUCUUCCACCCUCCCUAACGCUGCAAUCAGUUAAAUGGAACAAAAGGGGAAGUUGGAAAGAAAAUCACCUAUUUCCAACUCCAGCUCCCUCCAGAAUGUUUGCAUCAAGAUGCUGCUCAUGUCUGCUGCCUUUGCUGCUCCUCCUGGGACUCCAGAGGUAGCAGGGGAGCUGCACUGGGGGUGUGACUGCCCUGAAACCCUGCUGUGUCCAGGUUCACCUUGGUGUCAGUCAUUGUGAGCAGUGCCUCGGUAUCACACUGUCAGUAAACAGGCACACACCCCCCGACAGGCUGCCCGCAGUGCUGUGGGACUUUCCCUGUGUCUGAAGCUCCAGGAGCUGCUCCAGGGGACAGGUUUUCCUGCCCCAGUGUCACUACAGCACCCUGUGCUUCAUUCCCUGCUCCUCCUGCACUGCCAGCCUUGCCCUUACCCUGGCCAUGCUCAGUGCCACUUGGACCUCAACAAAGCAAUUUAUUACACAAAAACCACCCUCUAAAUGAGCAGGGAAUUUAAAACCCACUGCAGAUUGCUGAGAAGAGCCAAAGGAACAAUAAUUAAAUCUAGACUAAAUUUAUCUUUGGUCAAAUUGAACUCCCAGUGAAAAGUUGUUUCCUGGCUAAGGUGGCAGAGAUAGCAGUGCUGGAGCUGCAAAGAGCCCAGCUCAUUGCCCCCAGCAGCCACUCUGGGGAGCAGGGAACCACCACUCCCUGCCCCAGGGACAAUCCUGAGCAGGAUGAACUGCUCAGCAAGUUUUAUUCCAAGCAGCUCCUCGUUCACCCUGCAAUCUCCCCAGCCCCUGCAGGGCAGCCUCUCCCCAGUUUGUGUGUGCCCCUCAGGUGCCCUCAGCUGCUCCCAGCCUGGCACAGCUGCACCUUCCUCACCUCAGCAGCUCCCAGUGCUUCACUAGCCUGCCUUGGCCUCUCCCGUGACCACAUUACAGAGCAAAGUGAGAUGAUGUCUGAAGGAAAUCUGGUAUUGAAAAUUGUCACUAGAGCACUGAAAAGUGAGAGUCCCAUUGCUGAAGCCCAUUAGUUUGAAAGGACAGUUCUGUGUCAUUUCCAUGAAUCCCACAGCUGUUGAAUUUUUAUAUUUUUUUUCCAUAAGCAGCCUGUGUACUUUUUCUCCCAACAUAGCCUGGUACCACUAGAGGAGCUCUACAGCUGCAUCUCCACUAAAGAACACAACUAGGAGCCUGGCAUCAAGUCUGGCAUGGUGUUUCCAAAGUCCUGCAGGGCUUUUUGAAAGGCUUGUGUUCUUUAUUUUCUGUGAGUCCACAACUGCAGCAUUUGAGAAAAGUAUGUUUAUAUAGCAAGUUCUUCCAUGAGGCUUUAGAAGUUUACUUUUUGACAAAAAAUAAAAAUUAACUCCUUAUGAGUAGUAGAUAAUAAAAUUCUAUGUAAAAACUGUUUUUGCUUCCAGAUAUUACUAAUCCCUUGUGUGUUGCUCCUGGUUGAACCUGGGGGACAUGCAGCAUAUGAGGCUCAGGGAAUGAGAUAAAGAAACCCAUUGCCUCAGGCUGGAUUGAAAGAGAACAGAACAAAUGCCCAGUGCUGGAAAGGGCAGGGAGGGAAAGGGGUGAGUGUGGCCAGGGUGGCACUGCUGGAACCCCUAAUGCCCCUGGGGCUGGGAACAGAGACACAACAGAACAAAGCACUCCUCUGAUUCUGUCCAUAGAGGCAAUUUAGCAUAUGAGUAGAGUAAUUAAAUAAUCGUUAAAGAUCAAGCUGAUGAUGCUACACACUUUGUUUUCCCUGGGAGAUCAUUAGAACUGCCUUCACUCUCUCUCUCCCCAAGGUGAUCAGUGGGCUUGGUUUUUACACAACUACUUUGUCAAGGGAUGAAAAUGCCCUGGCAGUGUUAAUUAACAAGCCAUGGAUUGUGUUGUGCACUGGAAGUGGUGCUGCACUGAAAGAUACCACCUUUUAAAUAACAAACCACAACUCACUGGAAACUUCCUUGGCACAAAGGAAAACAAAAUACAUCCAAAGCAGAAAUGCAAACAAGCCAUGACAAUACUUUAACGCCCCUGAUGUCUCUCAUCAACAGGAGCAAUGUGCUGCUGUGGUCCAAGGAACUGCAAGCUGAGGAACUAAUUUUUGGCUCCAGCCUAAAAGCAGUAAUUAAGAUGAAAGCUUGCACUGCAAGAGGUAGAUCUAACAGUUUUAUGUUUUAAGGAGCUUUUUACAGGAUAGGAAAUAUUCACAUUCUGCUUCCUGAGGGUGAAAAUGACCGUGUUAAACAGGCUGGAGAGCACAGAGAUGCCCUGUGCAGGACCAUGUUUCCUCUCCCAUCUUUGACCAGCCUGGUCACUUUAGAGCCGAUUUAGAGCUGAUUCCUGCUGCAUUCUGUUACCUUCAUAGAAGGCAGCACAUGACUCGAGCAGCUGCCAACACCCCACCCCUUGCUCUUUCCAAGGAGGCAAAAAACAGCAAAAGGCUCUAAAGGCUCCAUUCUGCCUUCCACUCCUCUGCAAACCUAGUCCAGUCCUCUCAGGCACCACUGAGGGCUGGGGCUUUGCAGCCUGCUGGGUGCCUGGUCCUCAGAACCUCAGGUGAAAAGAAGUAAAUAAACCACCAGUGCAACUUGCUGUCAGGAAGGUUUGCAUCAGUCUCUUUAAGAGAACAUCUGGGUGCACAUUGCAAAAUUUCUGUUUAGCUCAUCUGCACUUAGGAGCAGGUUGAGGGCAGGAAAGAGAGGAUUAGAGCUUUGCUACUUCCUACCUUGGGUACAAAUUCCAAGAGGGGAAAUGCAGGUUAGAUAUGGGGAAGGAAUCCUUUACUGUGAGGGUGGGCAGGCCCUGGCACAGGUUGCCCAGGGAGGCUGUGAUACCUCUGGAUCCUUGGAGGUGUCCAAGGCCAGGCUGGAUGGGGCUUGGAGCAGCCUGGGAUAGUGGCAAGUGUUGGACAAGAUGGUCUUCAAGGUCCAGUCCAGCCCCCCACCAUUCUGAGAGUCUGUAUGGGUUGUACAGGUGCCACAGAAACAGCAAACACAGAGAGGCAGCCUCAGGCUCACACUGCAAACAUCUGCCCUUUCAGUGCCUGGGCUUCUUGGCCCUUGGCUGACAGAAAAACAACCCUCUCUUAUUUACCUGUUUAUACAAUUACAUCAUUUACCUGUAAUGUAUUUUAGAUCUAUCACAACACAUAUUAGUAAUGACUGUUAUAACACAUCAUAAAAUAUGAGUAACAUAAUGCAAUUAUUUUAAUGUAAUUAAAUAUACAGAUAUACUAAAUGUAUUUAUAUAAUUCUGUAACAUUUAGUUACCAGUAAACUAAAGUUGUUAGAAUUCAUAGCAAGGACACAGAAGCACAUGAAUGUUUUAUCCUAUAAAGAUGCAGCAUCUCAUAUAGUCAGCCUCAAUUUUCUGCUUUUGAAUUAAUCUGACAAGGAAAAAAUGGCUGCAUCUUAUGGCAAAAGUAUAGCAACUGCAUCUAGUCAGUCAAAAAGCAAAGUGGAACUUAAGCCCCCAGCAAUUAAAAAUAAGCAUAGAAUAAUUAUGUAUGCAAACCUUUGAAGGGUUUGAAUAGGAUAUUCAUACUUAUUACACUAUAAAAAGAAAGGGAAAUGAGAAAACUUUUUGGCUUAGGAUGAGCUCUAUUAUCACUGAAAUAAUUUUUGUCUAGCUGCAAGCAUUACACCAGCCAAUAUAAUUUCAAGACAAGCAGUUGUUAUGUUAACAAGAAUGACUAAGAUGCUUCACUUCCCCCAGCAUCCUGUCCUUCAACUACUCUUCCCCAUUUCCCCCCUGGAAGAACCUCUUGUUCUCUGGACUGAAUUCAGCAUAUACAAAUGUACUAAUGUUUCAGUGACUGUAUCCAUCCCAGAGAUUCCAUCUGAAGCACUUACUGUGAAUUUAGCCCAUAAUCUUGGCUAAAAAUAAACUGAGUGUAGACAACCCUGUCAGUGGAAUGAAAUUCAAGUCUCAAACCUGCCA